AUGGAUGACAUAGAAGACAUUCCCUUAUCUCCUCCUCCUUUUGAAUAUGAACCUACUUCUUCAAUUGAAAUCAUUUCUGAAACAGAAACAGUUACAACCAACAGUUCUAACAGUUUAAAUAGAAAAAAACGAAAUACUGGUGCACGUCAAAAACCUUAUGCAUACAGCCGAAAAGGUGGAAACACAACAAAUCUUAUUGUCCAUUUGCGUGAUAAACACAAAAUCACAAAAGAAAAUUAUUUUCAGUUUUUAGAUAAUUCUAAUCAGGAACUUAUUACACAAAAGCUUGUAACCUUUAUCAUCAAAUUCAUUCAACCACUAUAUAUUUUACAAAAUCAAUACUUUCGUGAAUUACUCCUUAUCUGUGAGCCAGGUUAUAGAAUUCUAUGUGACAAAACAGUAAAAGCAAUAAUCAAUGAUUCAUUUGUAUGCUGUAAGGAACAACUUUGUUCACUUUUAAAUAAUAAUAAUGUUAUUGCUGUUCAUUUGACUACUGAUUUAUGGACUGCAAGGUCUCGUCAUGUAUAUCUUGGUGUAAUAGCCACAUGGUUAACAUCUAAUUUUGAAUUCUAUGAGGCACUUUUGUCCUGUAAUCACAUUCCAUAUCCACACUCAGGAGAGACUAUCAGUGCUGCAUUAUUUCAAAUUAUAAAUGAGUGGCAUUUAUCAAACACAGCAUUUACCAUUGCAACUGAUAAUGGUUCUAAUAUGAUAAAGGGUGUUCGACUAUUAGGUGAGAAAUACUUAUCACAAAUAAAACGGCAACCUUGUGCUGCUCACACAUUACAACUUUCAGUUCUACAAGGUCUGAAGCAGUGUAAAUCAAUACAUCGUCGAGUAAAGUGUUUACAGGCAUUUUUUCGUUUACCAAAACAAGCUCAGAGACUUCGGGAAGCCCAACAAAGCAAUCAGCAAUUACUGGAGGAAAAUGAUUAUAGUAACCCUCUUGAUGUUUUAACUGAUGUUAAAACAAGAUGGAAUUCGACAUACUAUGCAUGGAAGAGAAUAUUAGAAUUACACAAUUCAAUGCGACUCAUUUCUACCACAUUGUUGACAAAACCAGAUCGAGCAUCACAGAAAGAAGGAGAGAAAUUAGAACGACUAUGUUUAUCUCUUGAUGAAAAACAUCUUGUUAACCCUUAUAUGGAAUUGUUGAAAAAGACAUUUGCACCUAAGUCUGAAAAUGGAGAAAGUCUUGAUACAUACCUUGAUCUCAUUUAUGGGCCACAAACUGAAGAUAAUAAUGGCAAUGAAGAAGAAUCUGACAGUUCAACCAGUGAUGAUGAUGAAAUCUCAUCUGGUGGUUCACAACAACAUUGGCAAUAUUCCCAUCGAACUAGAGGUGCAAUAGAUGACAUAGAUGAUAUUAAUCGUGUUGAAUAUUUACCAGCUGUUAAUACUACUGGCCUUCUUCAAAAAGUUCAAGCAGCUAUUUUUUUAUCAUUAGAUGAAUUAUGGUCAGUUCCAACAGAAUUAGUUCAAAUUGCAACAGUACUUGAUCCCCGAUUCAAAAAUUUCCAAUGGGAUAGAAGUGGUGAGGAAAGAGACAAAUCACAUCAAUUAUUAUGGGAAUUAUAUGAUUUUACAAAAGUGGAUUUUGAAUCUAAUAAUAUUCAACAAACAACAACUAUUCACAAUUUACAUACAACUAAUGAAGAUGACAAUGAUGAUUUUUUUGAAACCUUGGAAAUUGAUCUAAGUUCAUUUGAACGUUGGUCUGAAUAG
This is a messenger RNA of Entrophospora sp. SA101, 1725 nucleotides long. The record is from the annotation of a GenBank genome assembly. Lineage: Eukaryota; Fungi; Glomeromycota; Glomeromycetes; Entrophosporales; Entrophosporaceae.